Amphimedon queenslandica is the source of this 2927-nucleotide messenger RNA. RefSeq lists its product as uncharacterized. The coding region runs from base 142 to 1047 and encodes 301 amino acids. The transcript has 6 exons. The record is from RefSeq and is a predicted model, not a curated record. Lineage: Eukaryota; Metazoa; Porifera; Demospongiae; Haplosclerida; Niphatidae.
AGAUAUCUUUGUCCUGCUCCUGCUAGUCUACCUUCUGCUGAAGUGGCACAAUCUGUAUGUAAGAGAUCUCGAGUUGACCAAACACUGUCACCCACAGUUUCUGUCAAUAUUGGAUAUCCUAGUGGUGUAAAAACGUAGGUGAUGGAUACGCCAGUUAGUAAGCAUAGUGUGAAGCAUUUAGCAAGGUCAAAAGAUCCAUCUAAGAGUUUAGCAAUUAGAGUUUUGAAGAACAAGAAGUCUAUGACAUGGAUUGUAAAAGGAUUGGGUAAAAUCAUCCAAUAUGAGUUGAAGAAAUUAUGUUCAAAGAAAUGCAAUUCAUUGUUGAGAUCAAGAGAUAAAGAACAUAUUCAUACUUUUCCAUGGGAAGGCUUAUAUCAAGAGUUUUCUUGUCAUUGUCCUACAUUGCUUAGUUUGUUGGCAUCUGCAGCAGAUUCACAGUCUGGCAGACGUAAUGGAGAAAAAAUUGUCACCAUGAUAGUUUGUAUCCUUGCUAAGUUUCGUUGUUCAAAGCUGGCUCUCUUUCAGAAAAUGAUAUCUGCAAUACUCUUUUCAGCACAUACAGGAACAUCAGUUUACAACAGGCUUCAGAAGCUAAUGCUAUCAGUUAGUAGGAAUGCAGCUUUUGUGUUAAUAAAUCAGUUUGGAGAGGGCCAUGAUGACAAAGUUUUGAAGUGGAGAGACUCUCUUCUUCCAUUUUGUGUACCGUCUAAUAAAGAUGUGUCAUUACAGAUAGCACCUGAUUAUAUGCUGGAAGAGAAUGAAGAUUUAGAACCUCAUUUUGAAGGCUAUAAUGAUACCGGUAUAUUAAUUGAAAAUGAAAUGAUUGAUGCAACAAAUACUGAAGAUCUAAAUGAAAUUGAAGUUGCUGACAAUAUGCAAGAUCUUAUUGUUUCUGUUGAUGUACAAAUUGAUAGUGAUACUCCAAGUGAAACAACUCCUAUCACACCAUCUUUCUCAGAUAUAACUGGUAUUUUUAUUGUUACAAAUUGUAUUAACCCUUAUUCUGUCUUCUUUCCAAAGGUGAUAGCUACACUGUUAUGGAGGUAGAUGAAGAGAUUACAGUAAAUAUUGAUGAUGGCAUUGUUCGUGAGUGGAAUGGUUUUUGCAUAAUUGGUGAUAACCUGGAUAAAAAUAUCAAACCUCGGUUUUUGAGAGUUGAUCAUCCUAAUCAGUCAUUGCAUUUCUUUUACUUAUUUGCUGUAAAGGAUCGAGUCAACUUGCCUGGUUUUUCAAAUGAGCCCAAUCGAUAUCUUAGUGUACAAACAGAAGAUCUGCCUUUUGAAAGUCUGCUGCCUUCCGCAACUGAUUAUCAGUCUUUAAUUGCUAAUUUUAAUGUAUUAGUUGCACGAGUUUUAGUUGCUCAUAUUCCUUAUUUCAAGACUACUUUUGAUGAUGUAUUAGUUAAUCAUAUACCACAUGAGCAUAGUAAGGAAAUGUCAGAGAAAUCAGAAAUGGUGCCACUUGGAGUAAUUUUGAAGAAUGAAAAUGAUAUUGAUGAUAUGAUUUCUAUUCUGGAACAUGUUAAUAAGUAUGUUCCUGUGGUUCCAGAAAUGGCACGAGAUCCUGUUACAAAUAAGCCUAUUUCAGCUGAUCGUGUGCAUCAGUUAUUAUUUGGUGGAGAUAUGUUAACCCAUAAGAGAUCUGAAACGGCUAUAGAAUUACGGCAAGGUAGUACAUCUACUAUUCUCAAGCUGAAAGGAAUCCAACCUGUGUGUGAAGAUUGGCAUGCUAAGAAGUGUUUUUUUGAAAUAAGUAAAUACUUAUUUGACUUAGUAAUGACGAUUCUUUUUAAUUUUAGGUUAUUUGGAAUAGGUUUUAUGAUUGUAAAAGUUUUAUUGAUAAAGGAAGUCUUUUCCAGCUAUGAAACGUUAUAGAUAGGAGAAAUGUAUCUGCUAAUGUUGACUCUGACUUUAAUGCUUGUGAAGAUUUCUUAGUGACUGUUGUACAAUCUCAUAUUCUAGCAGCAGCUAUGGAGUAUUUGAAAAUGAGUUCUACAUCUGAUAAACCAUCUCAUUCCAUGUUGCAGGAUGAAUUGUGGAUAGAAUAGAGAGAUACAAAGAAAGAUAUUUUGGAUUUAGUAACGAAAGAGAUUGUGCAACAAUUUGUCGAUUUAGAACCACAUUUUCUAACAAAGAAGAGGAAAUCAGCAGAUAAAAGUUCUAGUGAAGAUACCAGUUUAUCUAAUGAUGAUAAGGGUUAUACGUACUCGUGUGAAUUGUUAUCAUUUGGCUUAAUGUAUUUUGAAUUUGCUGAUGCUAUAAGAGAAGCUGAUGGGAACAGAAUCAUUCGUAGUUGGAGAUUUUUGAUGCUGUUAUUUAAAGCAAGGCAAAGACGCAACUAUGCUAUAGAAGGGCUUAAUAUUUUGACACAGUACCACUUUUUUCAGUAACAGACAAAGGGAACAGUUGAUAUGGAGUAGAUGUGUCAAUACUCACGGUAUUCCUGGCCGAAAUAUCCCCGCUGACUUACACUUAGAACACUUGAAUAGAUUGUGUAAAACAGCUGUAGCUAAUCUUGGAGCCAACAAGACACCUGCUGCAUUGCAACGAGCAGGAAAAUGUUUGGGAGUUCUUCAUAAUGUGGAACGUUCAUUUGAUAUGACUCUUGGAGUUAGUGAUGUUUAUGGAACUCAUUCCAUUGCAGGAGUUGAUAAAGAUCGAAAUAUAAUUCUUCGUGAGCUUCUUAACGCUCAAGUAUUUCGCAAAAUCAGCAAUAGGCAUAUACACUGUACUCGUCUAUACGAAGGAAUGAAAACAAAUGUAAUCUCUUCAAUUGAUCCCAAGAAACUGGAAAAGUGGAUGUUGGAACAUACAACUAAAUUGAGAAAUAUUUUAUAUUCCUAAUAAUAUAGAAUGUUGAAGUGUCAACUUCAAAUCAUAAUUUACAGAGAAAUUUAAUGUAGCAAAUAAAUAUUUUAAAACUAGAAA